Penaeus monodon (black tiger shrimp) is the source of this 1981-nucleotide messenger RNA. Its product is annotated as recQ-mediated genome instability protein 1-like. Gene Ontology annotation, molecular function: nucleotide binding. Lineage: Eukaryota; Metazoa; Arthropoda; Malacostraca; Decapoda; Penaeidae. Gene Ontology annotation, biological process: double-strand break repair via homologous recombination; resolution of meiotic recombination intermediates. Gene Ontology annotation, cellular component: nuclear body; RecQ family helicase-topoisomerase III complex. The record is from RefSeq and is a predicted model, not a curated record.
CCGCGGGAACAGCGUAAACAAACCAAUGUUUACAAAGCCUCAGCUGUGAUGUCGCAGCCGCCUAUUUGAACUUCGGAGCCAACAGCUGAGAGCAUGGCAGUGACAACCAGUGUUAAGAACUUCUUGAAGAACAAGCACAUAGCAGUGCCAGAUGAGUGGAUUGCAGCCUGUGUCGAGUGGGUGCAGGCGGAGAAUCCAGGAUUAAAUCCUGCAUGGGAACCUAAGCCAUCGAGAAUGCUCAUGAUGCAGUUGACGGAUGGCACAAGUGUUGUACAGGGGAUGGAGUACCGAGUGAUUCCAGCACUGAACCAUAACCUGAAGCCUGGUACAAAGAUUCUCAUUUCGGGAAACAUUACCUCAAGGCACGGGGUACUUCUGCUAACCCGUGAGAACAUGACUGUGUUAGGUGGAGAGGUAGAGUCCUUACUCGUAACAAAUGCUCUGGAAAAUGUUCUUGCUCGAAAACUUGGCAUGGAAGAGACACAGCAGCCACAACAGUUUGAGGAUGUAGCCCCCACCCAAGUUCCUCCAAGCCAAGCCUCUCAGUACUAUCCAUCGCAGUUAAAUCCUACAAUAAACCGGUCCCAAAACAACAGGGUUGGAGGACUUCAAACUGUGGCAGUCAACAGGUCACAGAAUAAUGUUACACCUGUACCAGCAAAUGACUUGGAUGACCUGGGUGAUGAUGAUUUCCUUGAUGCUGAAUUUGAGGCAGCCUUAAGUCAGAUAGAGAGCCAGGCAUCAUCUUCAGGUAGUCAGAAUGGACAUAUGAGGACUAACAGUAAUAAUCAGAGAGAUGCUGGGCAUAACAGAAACAAUGCUAAUGCAAGAACAGCGAAUGCUCAGGCUGGAAAUAGAAACUCAGGUGUUGAUGAAGACUUUGAGAUGGAUGUUGAUGAUUCUUUCUUCAAUGAUGAUUUUGAUGAAGAGGUCGUCCUGGCAUCUGGGAGACAGGCAAAGCAGCAGUCUACAUCUAAACCAUCCUCAAGUGGGUCUUCUCAGCAAAGAAACUCAUUUCAGACAGCUUCUUCAAACCCUUUCACUGGCACAUCAUCCAAAAGCUCAAGUUCACAAGCAAGACCAAGUUUAAGUCAGGCUGCUAGAGCAAAAAUCACCAAGCCUCCAGCAAAGCAGUCGAGUCUCAAGAACUUUCUCACUAGACCUGAAGAAUCAGAAAAGGUUACUGGAAGAUCUAACUCACCUUCUGUCUACACUAUAGAUGAUGAUGAUUUUAUGGAUGAUAUUUCCCUAGACGAUGAUUCCAUGAACUCCUCUGUUUCCAAAGUUUCUGCAAAUCAGUCUUCAGCAUUAAAGUUGAAAAAUGCUUCAUCAGGCAAGGUUAAAGAAUUCAAAACUCCAGGAGUUCCAGUUAGCAAGAGGCAAGAACACAGGAGUGUAGCUGACACUGUGAAACAAGAGCCACCUUUCAGCUACUUGUGCUUCUUGCCAGAAAGUCCUGCAGUGACAAAGGAAAUUGUUGUAAAGGGCUUCAUCAUGACCUUGACUUCACGACUGGAACAAGUGGAAGGCAAGUGGAAACUGACAGUCAUCAUCAACGAUGGAACAGCUUCAUGUGAAGUGGAUAUUGAGGACCAGAUCCUGCAAAACCUUAUUGGUAUGAGCACAGAGGAAAUGAACAUGAAGAAAAUUGAGGCAAGGACCAACCCAGCCCUGAAGGCACAGCUGGCUAAGGCAGUAAGUGGUUGUCAACGUCAGCUGAUCUCACUCUGUAGUCUUCUUCACAUCAGAGUGUCUCCAGGCUCAGCAAGGCCCAAGCUAACAGCCAUCAAUCCUGUUCAGAAUUCAAUGGUACAGCAAUUAACACAGAGGAUAUGUAUGUUUUCUUAGAAAUAAGGGUGUACAUCUUUAUUAUAAAUUCAAAUAUUUCCUUGACCUCAAGUUAUAUGAAGAAUUUAAAAUGUUAGAAUGUAUACAUAUAGUUAUUUGAUGUACUUCAGAGUAGAAUAUAUUUUAAACUGUG